CAAGGUUCUAAGACAGUUGACUCCUUCCAACCAUUUCUGUCAUACUUGGACUCCUGACCACCUCUCCCUACCACACACUCUACCUCUAGCCACACUACCUCUCUUGUCCUUUUCCGAAUCUGUAUCUUUUUCACCUAUUCUUUCUACUCAGAAUGCCUUUCUUUGGUAAAUUCCCCGCUCAUUCUUGAAGGCCCAGCUAAGUGUCACCUCCUCUGUUAAGCUUUCCCUGACCCUCCCCUGUGGGCAAAAUUAAUAGCUUCUACCCCCUUUCAUAUGCACUUAUAUAAAUACUAAAAGAUAAUUUAUAACUUAUAUUACAAUAAUUACAUGUAGGUUUAUUUCUUACACUUCAUCGUAAACUCUUUGGAGGCAGCAACCGAUUCUUCAUAUCAUCACCAUUUUCCUUCACGAUGCCUAGACAUGUUAGGUCAUAAUAGUGCUCAGUAAAUGUUUGGAUUGGAUCUAAUUGAAUUGAAUUCCAGUGCUGGGUCUCUGCAGCACAUGUAUCACGCAACUCUACUUACUCUGGGUUUUGAGACAGGUACUGUGGCCCAGUCAAAACAAGAAAACAUUUUGGUAAAGGUGGAUGAAACUCGAGAAGAUGAUUCAGUACUCCUGAUGUGUGACUUGAAUGAAAAAAAUAUCAAAUGGUUUAAAGAUGGAAAGAUAAUAAACUCUCUAAAUGGAAGUAAAAGUACAUGGAAUCUAGGAAGUAGUACCAAGGACCCUCAAGGGAUAUAUUGGUGUCAAGGAUUAAAAGACACUUCAAAACCACUUCAAGUGUAUUACAGAAUGUGUCAGAACUGCAUUGAGCUCAAUGCAGCCACCAUAUCUGGCUUCAUCUUUGCUGAAAUCAUCAGCAUUUUCUUCCUUGCUGUUGGAGUCUACUUCAUUGCUGGACAAGAGGGAGCUCGCCAGUCAAGAGCUUCAGACAAGCAGACUCUGUUGCCCAAUGACCAGCUCUACCAGCCCCUCAAGGAUCGGGAGGAUGACCAAUACAGCCACCUUCAAGGAAACCAGCUGAGGAAGAAAUGAGCUCAGGACUCAGAGCAAGUGGGUUCUUCAACACCAAUUCUAAUAAAGUACCUUUGCAUCACCUGCAACCACAUUGUAUAGAGGCACUAUAAUUUAUUUCACCUGUCCUCACAGGAAUCAGCCUGUGGGGGGUCGCGGUGGGGGGUGGUUUUAGAGGCCCUUUUCUAAAAACACUGAGGUCAGUCAGUACUGAUUGUCUUGGCCUAAGAAAACAUGAACCGCUGUGCUUAUCUGUAAAUGCUCUUAGAACAGGGUGUCAAGCCACAGAGAUGCUGAAUAUUAAUCUUAACCUAUCUAUGUUAGGGUUUCUCAAUAUCCACACCAUUAACAUUUUGGGCUAGCUAAUCCUCUGUGAAUAGGGCUGUUCUGUGCAUUGUAGGAGUUAUAGGAGCAUCCCUGGCCUCUAUCCACCAGAUGCCUGUGGUAUCCCCCAGUGUGACAACUUAAAAUGUGUCCAGACAUCCCCUCUGGGGCAAAAUCACCCUUAGUGAAGAAGAACCACUGACCUAUAUUAACCUUUCAAUCAACCAUUCAAUCAAUCAGAAGUUCUAACCCAUCAGUUUACCAGAAAUUUUAGUUAAGAAGACAGGGCUGAAAGCAUUAUUUGGUUUUCUGAACCAAUUGCCAUUUCUCUUUUUUCAAUCCAGGUGUUCUCCUUCUAUCCAGUUUUCAGAAUCAAAGCAAGACAUUUUGGAGAGAUCCUAGAACAGACACAUUCAAUCCUAAAUCUAGACUCAAGGUUCCCAGGGGUGACAAAUGCAUAAGAAAAUCCAUCAGAGCAAAUUUGGUUUUUUCUCAAAUAAAAUAAAAACAAAAACAAGUAUGGUGUUUCAGAAGCGCCACCUAUUGGGGAAAAAAUGUAAAAGAAAAAUGAAAAGA
Molecule: messenger RNA, 1914 nt
Organism: Microcebus murinus (gray mouse lemur)
Lineage: Eukaryota; Metazoa; Chordata; Mammalia; Primates; Cheirogaleidae
Source: RefSeq, a predicted model, not a curated record